UUAUCCAAAGUAAUUAUUGUGAUAAAAUAAAAAAUGAAGCAUGGACCCACAAAUGAUACAUAAUCUAACACUAGUAUUCAUUCAUUCGCGUGAGAAAAAAAGGAACAACGAAAGAAAACAGAGAAGAUAUAGUACUAGUUUUUAGUUUACCCUUUUUCACUUGCACUGUGUUGUUGUGUGUCAAAGUUGUUGAAGACUUCUAGUACCAACCAAAUCACAAAAAAAAAAAAAAUGGCGUCUAGUGUUCAAGCGCAACUCCUUCAGACAAGACCCUUUCAGUUCCGCUCAUCAUCAUCGGCGAGACCAACUUCCCUAAGGUGCAUUUGUUCCGCCGCCGCCCCUUCUACCAAACGCUCCUACUCCAUCACUCUCCUUCCCGGCGACGGCAUAGGUCCCGAAGUCGUUUCCGUCGCUAAAGACGUUCUUCUCCUCGCCGGAUCCCUCCACGGGAUUAAACUUGAUUUCCAAGAGAAGCUUUUGGGUGGAGCUGCACUUGAUGCAACUGGAGUUCCUUUACCCGAUGAUACCCUUUCUGUUGCUAAACAAUCUGAUGCUGUUCUUCUUGGUGCUAUUGGAGGGUAUAAAUGGGAUAAAAACGAGAAGCAUUUGAAGCCAGAGACAGGAUUGCUUCAGCUACGUGAAGGGCUUCAAGUAUUUGCAAAUCUUAGACCGGCAAAGGUGUUCCCACAGCUAGUGGACGCUUCAACUUUGAAGAGAGAGGUUGCCGAGGGGGUUGAUCUCAUGGUUGUAAGGGAACUAACUGGAGGUAUCUAUUUUGGAAAACCUAGAGGCUUUGGUACUAAUGAACACGGCGACGAGAUUGGUUUUAACACUGAGAUUUACGCUGCACACGAGGUUGAUCGCAUUGCUCGUGUUGCUUUUAAUAUAGCUCGGAAGCGUGGUGGGAAACUUUGCUCUGUUGACAAAGCCAAUGUACUAGAGGCAUCCAUGUUCUGGAGGAAAAGAGUUUUGGCAUUAGCAGAAGAAUACUCUGAUGUUGAACUCUCACACAUGUAUGUUGAUAAUGCAUCGAUGCAACUAAUUCGCUAUCCUAAACAGUUUGACACUAUCGUAACAAACAACAUUUUUGGCGAUAUAUUAUCUGACGAGGCUUCAAUGAUCACCGGAAGUAUCGGGAUGCUUCCUUCUGCCAGCCUUGGGGAUUCGGGACCAGGACUUUUCGAACCUAUACAUGGUUCUGCACCUGAUAUUGCCGGACAGGACAAGGCAAACCCAUUUGCCACUGUUCUUAGUGCUGCCAUGCUUUUGAGAUAUGGCCUUGGAGAAGAAAAGGUCGCUGACAGAAUAGAGAGUGCAGUUCUGGAGACACUGAACAAGGGAUUUCGAACUGCUGACAUAUAUUCUGCUGGAACUAAGCUGGUAGGGUGUAAACAAUUAGGCGAAGAGAUACUGAAGUCGGUCGAAUCUCACGUUCCAGCUGCUGCAGCAGUGUGAUAUUUUAAGACCAAUUCAGCAUUGAAGUCUGGCUGAACUAUCCACACUCUUUGUCUUGGAGAUCAACAUGAGAGUCAAAGCUGAAAAAAACAUCCUUAGUCUUUGAGAAAUCUGGCUUUCAUCUGCAGGAUUAUUACUAGUUAGUUAGUUCUCCUCAUACCGCAUGCAAUAAUAAAUUAAUAAUGUAACAAUGAAAGAUGGAGGUCGAAAUUUUAAUGGCAAUUCUGAAAAACUGAGCAACAAUUAUGAGGCUAUGACAAAUCCAUGGGGAAUGCAAACAAUAUGCCAAAAUGGAUAUUCCAAAUUUUAUUUCAAAUGUUUGUAUGAUUUGAAGUUGUCUUGCACAAGUAUCUUCUCUAGUAAAAGAGUGUGCAUAUAUGAAUGCAA
This is a messenger RNA of Cicer arietinum (chickpea), 1842 nucleotides long. Its product is annotated as 3-isopropylmalate dehydrogenase 2, chloroplastic-like. Gene Ontology annotation, molecular function: magnesium ion binding; NAD binding; 3-isopropylmalate dehydrogenase activity. Gene Ontology annotation, biological process: L-leucine biosynthetic process. The record is from RefSeq and is a predicted model, not a curated record. Lineage: Eukaryota; Viridiplantae; Streptophyta; Magnoliopsida; Fabales; Fabaceae.